This is a messenger RNA of Terrapene triunguis (Three-toed box turtle), 2615 nucleotides long. It is a transcript of the gene GOLPH3, whose product is annotated as golgi phosphoprotein 3. Gene Ontology annotation, molecular function: phosphatidylinositol-4-phosphate binding. Gene Ontology annotation, biological process: Golgi vesicle budding; Golgi to plasma membrane protein transport; retrograde vesicle-mediated transport, Golgi to endoplasmic reticulum. The transcript is spliced from 4 exons. The coding region runs from base 219 to 1103 and encodes 294 amino acids. Gene Ontology annotation, cellular component: trans-Golgi network; Golgi cisterna; cytosol. The record is from RefSeq and is a predicted model, not a curated record. NCBI's taxonomy places the organism in Eukaryota, Metazoa, Chordata, Testudines, Emydidae.
CGCCGCCAUAUUGGAGGAGAAGCCGCGUCCCGUCCGCUGCCUCCUCGGCUGCUCCUGCCGUAGGGGGAGCCGGCCCCUCUGCCCCCGCGGCCGAGCCCUCCCCCAUGCGUCCCCCCGGCCGGCCGCAGCCCCGGCGCGGCUAGCGAGAGCCCGUGUCCCCGGCGCGGCCCCCUCCCGCGCGCUCGGGCUUUCUCCCCCCCGCGCCGCCGGCCGGAGCCAUGACUUCCCUGACCCAGCGCAGCUCGGGCCUGGUGCAGCGCCGCACCGAGGCCUCCCGCAGCGCCGCCGCCGACAAGGAGCGGGUGGCCGGGGGCGGCCCGGAGGAGGAGGGCCGCCGGGACGAGCAGGGCGACGACGAGAAGGGCGACUCCAAGGAAACCCGGCUCACCCUGAUGGAGGAGGUGCUGCUGCUGGGCCUCAAGGACCGAGAGGGUUACACAUCUUUUUGGAAUGAUUGUAUCUCCUCUGGGUUGCGUGGCUGCAUGUUAAUUGAAUUGGCAUUGAGAGGACGUCUUCAACUGGAGGCAUGUGGAAUGAGGCGCAAAAGUCUAUUAACAAGAAAGGUGAUCUGCAAGUCAGAUGCUCCCACAGGGGAUGUUCUACUUGAUGAAGCUCUGAAGCACAUUAAGGAAACCCAGCCUCCUGAAACAGUACAAAACUGGAUUGAACUGCUUAGUGGUGAGACAUGGAAUCCAUUAAAAUUGCACUACCAGUUACGAAAUGUGCGUGAACGAUUAGCUAAAAACCUAGUGGAAAAAGGUGUAUUGACGACAGAGAAACAGAACUUCCUUCUUUUUGACAUGACUACCCACCCUCUCACCAACAACAAUAUAAAACAGCGUCUCAUCAAGAAAGUUCAAGAAGCAGUUCUUGACAAAUGGGUGAAUGACCCUCACCGCAUGGACAAGCGCUUGCUGGCUCUCAUUUACUUAGCCCAUGCUUCAGAUGUUCUUGAGAACGCUUUUGCUCCCCUACUGGAUGAGCAGUAUGAUUUAGCCACAAAGAGAGUGCGGCAGCUUCUGGAUUUAGACCCUGAAGUUGAAUGUCUGAAGGCCAACACAAAUGAGGUCCUCUGGGCUGUUGUAGCUGCCUUCACAAAAUAACUGCGAUCAGAUUGAAGUGUUCUUCUCUCUUCUUUAUGUAAAGCAGUUGUUUCUCUUCUAUUGACUAUUCAUGUUUUCUGUAAUUUGUACCUUCUCACAUGAUGAAUCAGCUCUUGUUUCACAGGAAUGAUAGGUGGUGUAUUCCCUCUCCCUUUGUGUAUCUGUAUACGGAUUCUGCUAGUACAAGAGACUUUCCUGUUUAAAAAAAGUUUUGCUGCCAUAUUGGCAUUCCGUUCCCUAUUAAAUUACAGUUACCUGAAAUUCUUAGUUUAGUCCAUUUUUCACUCUUUGGUUGCUGGAAUGGUUUAACUUGGAAAGCACCUCAAGAAAGAAAUGUGCAUGCACUGUUGGAUCACCAAGUCUCGGGUUGAUGCAGAUGUGUACACGCAUCAGUAGCAUUCUGCCGUGCCGUUCAUACAAAAGUCACAAAAAGGCCUUUUAAAUCACCAAAGUUAAAUAUUGAAGUGUCUGUCAGGACAUUUUAUAUAUAGACAUUGGUUCAAAUGUGCUUAACAAAAUUAUUUUAAAAUUAGAAUAUCCAUUAAACAUCUCCGCAAAUAGUUAAUGUAAAAUGCCCCAUAAGUUUUACCUCUCAUGUAAAUCUCUUGUGUACUUAACAUUUUGUUAUAUUACAACUCUGAAUUACGAGGCUAGUGUAGACAGGUCCAGUUGUUUCACAAAGCAGUUUGGGAUGGGAUACAUUCCAUUAUAUUCUGUAUAUAGUUUGAAUUGUAUAUUAACAGCCCCCCAUCUUUGUAUUUUGCAAGAUUUAAUUAGUUGUACACCUGUGCCCCUUACUUGCUUUCAGCCAUUGCCAUUGGACGGAAAGAUGGGCCUCUUAUAAAGAGUGUGAACUCUGUGUGUUCCCAAUGUCUAUGGAGUUGUACCAUCCAGGUACAACUCAGCCUAAGCAUCGCCUUUUAUACUGUUUGUUGUAUGGAAAGGAGACCGGUUGCCGUCAUUGUUUAUAUUAUUUCUGUAUGGAAGAGGCUUGUGACCAGUACAGUUCUUGAGUGCAGUUUUUAAUUUUGUUUGUACACAAGUUAAUGUUUGUCUCUUAAAUGUCAUAAUCUACUUACACUUAAAAAAAUCAAAUGUCAAACCUAGGAGGUCUUGCAUGUAAAUUGUUAGCAAGUAAUGACUACAGUUCAGAUGACUAAGAUUUCUGUAAUGGGAAGCUCUACUAUGUUCAUUAUUUUAUAUACAAUUAUGUUCAUUAGCACAAUGUAAAAAAUAUAAACUUUGGCUUUUUAAAGUUUAUUACCUCUUUACCACUGCUUGUUAUCUGCCACUGGUUUCACAGUGUAAAUAUUAUGCAUUGAGCAAAUUACACUUUUUUUUCCUCAUAACAUGCAUACUAAUAGUGGGGCUUACAGGUGUUUAGAAACUUUUUGGUUAACAUUCAGAGCAAAAAUACUAAGUGGUGUAUAACUGUAGAGUUGAAGUUUAAGGGAUCCCUAAUCUGUAUACUAGCUUUUUACCUACAGUAAAUAAACGAUGAUCUUGAAAGUG